Molecule: messenger RNA, 1881 nt
Organism: Phalaenopsis equestris
Lineage: Eukaryota; Viridiplantae; Streptophyta; Magnoliopsida; Asparagales; Orchidaceae
Product: probable protein S-acyltransferase 7
Exons: 5
Coding region: 246-1595 (449 amino acids)
Biological process (GO): protein targeting to membrane; peptidyl-L-cysteine S-palmitoylation
Cellular component (GO): Golgi apparatus; endoplasmic reticulum
Molecular function (GO): protein-cysteine S-palmitoyltransferase activity
Source: RefSeq, a predicted model, not a curated record
UCCUCCCCCUCCCCCCACCCCCAAAUUCUCUCCAAGGCCCAAGCAAACGCGAGGCCUCGACGGCAGCCGCUCGUCGCCGGCGUCGUAUGAGGACCAGUGAUUGGACUCAGUCUCGGAUAACGAAGCUACCGGAUCUGCCGAUCUGCAGUUGACCGGCAACGUUGGCCUGUAGAGUUUCUGCAAAACCUCCGGUCAUCUGCGGUCGGCUUUGGAUUAGUGUUUCUCGAUAGGGAGAGACCGACGGAAUGCACGACCUCCCGCUUACUUCUGUUUCGGUGUCUGCUGCUGCGGGUGCUGCGAGCAUCGAGGAUGCCCCUCGGGUUUAUGAGGUCUGGAGAGGUAGCAACGUUUUUAUCUGUAAAGGGAGGUUCAUAUUUGGACCAGACGUAAGGUCACUGUUUCUGACCAUAUUUCUAAUUGUUGGUCCUGUUGCAAUUUUCUGCGUAUUUGUUGGUAGAAAGCUAAUGGAUAAAUUUCCUCAUCACUCUGGUAUAUCCAUCACGGUCGUUGCCGUUGCAUUCACACUUUAUGAUUUAUGUCUUCUGCUGCUUGCUUCUGGAAGAGAUCCUGGUAUCAUACCCCGUAACACACAACCUCCUGAACCUGAAGGCCUCGAUGGGAGCAUUGAUGUUGGUGGUGUGCAAACACCACAAAUGCGUUUGCCACGCAUGAAGGAUGUGAUAGUUAACGGCAUCACUGUGAAAAUCAAAUACUGCGACACUUGCAUGCUUUAUAGACCUCCUCGAUGCUCCCAUUGUUCAAUCUGCAACAACUGCGUGGAACGAUUUGAUCAUCAUUGUCCAUGGGUUGGGCAAUGCAUAGGGCUUAGGAACUACAGGUUCUUUUAUAUGUUUGUGUUCUCAACCACUCUGCUUUGCUUCUAUGUGUUUGCAUUCUGUUGGGUCUAUAUCAAGAAAAUUAUGGAUGCCGAAGAAACAAACAUUUGGAAGGCAAUGACCAAGACUCCUGCUUCCAUUGUUUUAAUUAUUUACACGUUUAUAGCCGUUUGGUUUGUUGGCGGCCUCUCCGUCUUCCACUUAUAUCUCAUCAGCACUAACCAGACGACAUACGAGAACUUUCGAUACCGCUACGAUCGCCGAGAAAACCCUUACAACCUAGGUUUAAUCUCCAAUUUCAAAGAGAUUUUCUUCACCUCCAUCCCUCCCUCCAAGAACAAUUUUCGUGCUAAGGUGAUGCUAGAUCAGGGCCUAAAACCCAGACAAUCCACAGGAGGUUUCAUGAGUCCAAACAUGGGUAAAUGCAUCGGAGACAUCGAAAUGGGAAGGAAAGCCAUGGCUUGGGGCGAGCACGAGGCAGGCUCUGCUAUUGAAAUGGAAACCGGUCUUAGCGUCGAAACCGUCGAAAACAAAGAUGGUCGGUUGUACAACUCAUCAUUGGAUUCAGAUAGAAUAUUGCCAUUGGAAGGAUCGGAGGAGCAAAUGGCGACCGAGCAGCAAUGGGGGAAUUCUAGUUGGGGGAGGAGGAGCAGUGGGAGUUGGGACAUGCCGCCACCCGUAAAUUCCACGGACAACAACCCCAAUCUCGUCGGCAUAUCACCGGGCAUAAAUCGGUCUGAUCGAAAAUCUAAUCUGUAGCAGUGUGUCUGUGUGUUGUGCAAGGUUGUUUUAGCAUUUUAUUAUGGUGUACACCACCUUCUAAUAUGUCUGCAGUUGGAACAGAAAUGAGCCAUUGUAAUUUUUUUUUAUUUUGAUUUGAUAUUUCACUGGGAGUCUGGAGUGGUGUGUUGUGCUUUUUCUAUACUUCUCUUUGGAUUUCAUUAAUAUGAGAAAGCUGUCACAGAACAGAAGAAGAUCUGCAGCUUUUUAGGCAUAAUUUGCAUUUCCAACAGAGAGGAAGGCAGAGGAAUAAAAAAAUAAACCA